Molecule: messenger RNA, 2272 nt
Organism: Silurus meridionalis
Lineage: Eukaryota; Metazoa; Chordata; Actinopteri; Siluriformes; Siluridae
Gene: slc15a1a
Product: solute carrier family 15 member 1a
Exons: 23
Coding region: 69-2249 (726 amino acids)
Biological process (GO): transmembrane transport; oligopeptide transport
Cellular component (GO): membrane
Molecular function (GO): dipeptide transmembrane transporter activity
Source: RefSeq, a predicted model, not a curated record
ACACUGCAGGUUCUGUAGACACACAGGUCUUUACAUCCACUGCCACUCAGCAGGUUACACACGCAGCCAUGUCGGACACAGAGAAGAACGGUGAUAAGAAAUCAAAAAAGAGCGUGGAAUGCUGUGAUUAUCCAGUCAGUAUAUUUUUCAUCGUUGUCAACGAGUUCUGUGAGAGAUUCUCCUACUAUGGAAUGCGUGCGGUGCUGGUAUUGUACUUCAGGUACUUCCUGCACUGGGACGAUGAUCUCGCAACAUCCAUCUAUCAUGCUUUCGUGGCACUGUGCUACCUGACACCCAUAUUAGGUGCCAUUGUGGCUGAUUCAUGGCUGGGAAAGUUUAAAACUAUCAUCUACCUGUCCAUUGUGUAUGCCAUCGGUCAGGUCACCAUGGCAGUCAGUGCUAUUCAAGACAUCACCGACAGUGACAGAGACGGCACGCCAGAUAAUAUGACAGUGCAUGUCACACUGGCUAUGUUAGGGCUGAUCCUCAUCGCUCUUGGUACAGGUGGCAUUAAACCCUGUGUGUCUGCAUUUGGAGGAGAUCAGUUUGAGGACCAUCAGACAAAGCAGCGAAGUACAUUCUUCUCUGUAUUCUACCUGUGUAUUAAUGCUGGCAGUCUCCUCUCCACUCUCAUCACCCCCAUACUCCGAGGUCAGGAGUGUGGUAUUUACAGUACACAGAAAUGCUACCCGCUGGCUUUUGGUGUUCCUGCAGCCCUUAUGGUGGUCUCUCUGGUGGUGUUUAUCGCUGGUAGUAGUAUGUACGUUAAAGCUGCACCCAAAGGCAACAUAAUGCUGGAUGUGUGUAAAUGCAUUGGGUUUGCUAUUAAGAACCGUUUUAGACACAGGAGCAGUAAAUACCCAAAAAGAGAACACUGGAUGGACUGGGCUAAUGAGAAAUAUGAUAAACUCCUCAUUGUUCAAAUUAAGAUGGUGCUCAGAGUUCUGUUCCUCUAUAUUCCUCUCCCAAUGUUCUGGACUCUAUUUGACCAAAAGGGAUCACGUUGGACUCUCCAAGCCACCACCAUGGAUGGGACCUUUGGAACACUGAUUCUGCAGCCAGACCAGAUGCAAACUGUGAACCCUAUUUUGAUUCUCACAUUGGUGCCCAUCAUGGACAGAUUUGUGUAUCCCCUCAUCAGGAAGUGUGGCUUCAACUUCACCCCUUUAAAGAGAAUGACCGUUGGGAUGUUCUUGGCUGCAAUGGCUUUUGUGUCUGCAGCUCUGGUCCAGAUUCAGAUUGAUAAAACACUGCCAGUUUUCCCAUCCUCUAUACAAAGUCAGCUGAAGGUAGUGAACAUGGCAAAUUCUUCAAAUGCUCAGCUCCAAGUCAGCAUCCCUCCCAAUACACCUGUUCUGCUCGGAUCCAUGCAGGCCUCGGAGGACUACAUGACAUUUGAUAAUACAAACAUUACAGUCUCUUUGAACACAAAUCCUGUGAUUACUAAAGCCUUCACCCUUGCUUUGGGAGAACGUCAGACCCUCAUCAUCCCCUCUGAUCCUGAUUCCAUGUAUUUGACACAAGAUCUAAUCUCGAAACCAGAGCAAGGCAACAAUGCAGUCAGAUUUGUAAAUGGUGGGAGUACAGGACUGAAUGUUUCAAAUGUUGGAUUCAUUAAACCAUCUGCUGUUUCACAAAACGCACUGUUUUCACAGGGGUCGCGGACGUUCACCAUCACUGACGGUGCACAGUCUUGUCAGUUCUCUACACAGUUUGGGUUUGGAGGAGCUUACACCUUCCUUAUCCCCAGCACACUGAACUGGACUGUAAAUUGUGGUGGCUCUGUAGUGACAGUGGAAGAUAUUCAGCCCAAUUCUGUGCACAUGGCUCUUCAGAUCCCUCAGUAUUUCCUCAUCACUGCAGGUGAAGUGGUGUUUUCCGUCACCGGCCUGGAAUUCUCGUACUCACAGGCUCCUAGCAACAUGAAGGCAGUACUGCAGGCUGGCUGGCUCUUCACUGUGGCAGUGGGCAACUUCAUUGUGCUGAUUGUGGCAGAGCUAGCAAAGCUUCCUGACAAGUGGGCAGAGUAUGUGCUGUUUGCAUCUCUGUUAGUAGCAGUGUGUGUAAUCUUUUCGAUCAUGGCUUAUUUCUACACCUACAUCGACCCUGCUGAAAUUGAGGCCCAGUUCCAGCAAAACAAAGAGCUGGAACCCUGUGAAAAAGAAAGGGAAGAAAGAAAAGCUAUAGAGAUGGAAGCACAAAAGGAUCUGCAAAACCAGAACAAUGAACCCAAAAUGACAAAAAUUUAAAUAAAUUAUGAGUGAAAACAUUA